AUGGACUCGAAGUUGUAUCUGGCUGAGAAUGUGCUCAAUGAGCGACGCCCUGUCACAUAUCGCUUACUGAGCCGCGCGCUCAAAGUGCACGCCAAUCGGGCCAAACAUAUUCUUUUUGAAUUCCACCGCAAUGAGAACGCGAAGAAGCCACAUACUGUCCACGCAACCUACGUCAUCUCCGGCAUCCAGAAAGCGCCUGAGCCGGCCCCUACAAACGGCCAUGCGGACGAUGAAGAUGAUAUGAUGGCGAGCAUUCCCUACUUGUCCAGCUCAAUGCCGAACCAAGAUGCAGACUCGGACUCAAUUCGCACUACCUCCAUCGUCUUAGCGCGCGAGGAAGACUUGGAAGAUGCGAAAUCAACCUUCCAAUCCAUAUCCACAAUCCAUGUCUACAGUCUUGAGCCUACAGCUCUACCGGAUCUGAAUGUGUUGGUUGAUUCCAAUCGGGAGAUUGCGAGAACAUACGGACAGGAGGACCCACUGGAGUUUGGGAAGCAAUGGGGUAUGAUCCAAAAUCGAAACGUCAAGCGGAGGACUGGCGCGCGCCCACCGCCACUUGCAGCUUCAGCUGUAAAGGCGCCGACUACUAAGCCAUCAAAGCCUUCUAUUGAGUCGACGGUGCCUGCUAAACGGCCACUACAAAAGGAAGCAUCCUCUUCGAAAGCAGAAGCUACCAAGUCUGAUGAACUGAAGUCUGAGCCAUCUUCUGCUGCCAAUCCUCAGACAUCCGCGAACCCUUCGGGUAAAGCAGCCCCAGCCAGACCAAAAGGCAAUGGCAAUCUUUUCAGCUCUUUUGCCAAAGCAAAGCCAAAGACUAAGGUAUCGACGCCCGCGGAAUCGGCCGCACCGAGUGCAGAAGAUGUCGUACUUGAUGAUGCAUCUGAAGAAGAAGCAGAAGAAUUGUUCCCUGAUAGUACCGAUAAAGCAGCCGCAGCAAACCGCGAAAACAGGAAAGAGCGCGAGGAAAAGCUCAAGAAAAUGAUGGAUGAUGAUGACGACGAGGCUGAUGAUGAAGAAAUGCCGGAUGCCGAUGAGGAGCCACGAGAGCCCACGCCUGUUGAGCAACCGCCACCAUCCAAGCCCGCUGAACUUAAAGAAGAAGUGACCGUACAAGGCGGCCGGCGGCGAGGCAAGCGACAAGUCAUGAAGAAGAAGACGGUCAAGGACGAAGAAGGAUACCUAGUUACUCGGGAAGAGGCGACGUGGGAGUCUUUCUCCGAGGAUGAGCCGGUGCCUAAGAAGAAGCCCGCAGUCAAUGUUCCUAAGGCGAAGGCUGGAAAAGCUGCGGGUCAGGGUAAUAUCAUGUCUUUCUUUGGAAAGAAAUGA
Messenger RNA from Penicillium coprophilum, 1326 nucleotides. RefSeq lists its product as uncharacterized. Gene Ontology annotation, biological process: DNA strand elongation involved in DNA replication; nucleotide-excision repair, DNA gap filling; DNA synthesis involved in UV-damage excision repair. Gene Ontology annotation, molecular function: DNA-directed DNA polymerase activity. Gene Ontology annotation, cellular component: delta DNA polymerase complex; nucleus. The coding region runs from base 1 to 1326 and encodes 441 amino acids. The record is from RefSeq and is a predicted model, not a curated record. The transcript is spliced from 9 exons. NCBI's taxonomy places the organism in Eukaryota, Fungi, Ascomycota, Eurotiomycetes, Eurotiales, Aspergillaceae.